AUGGUCUCAGCUGGCCUUACAGACCUCCAAAAAAAGGAGCUCACGGAUGCGUUUAGGAGAAUCGACAAGGACGGCGAUGGCGUCAUCACGGCGGAGGAGCUGGCCACCGCGCUGAACCUCAUCGGCGUCUCGGCGUCGGAGGAUGUAGUGUCGUCAAUGAUGCGUGAAGGGGAUUUCGACGGUAACGGUAGCGUUAACUUGGAGGAGUUUCUAGCGCUGAACGCCAUGGCGGAGCGCCUAGGAGGCGACGUGUCGCGGUCGGUGCUGAAGGACGUGUUUCAGGUGUUCGACGUGGACCACAACGGCCAGAUCUCCGCCGACGAGCUGUUCCGCGUGAUGGCCAACGUCGAGGGCGGCGGCGUGACGCUGGACGAGUGCAAGCGGAUGAUCAGCAGCGUCGACAUGGACGGCGAUGGCUUCGUUGACUUCCCCGAGUUCGAGAGGAUGAUGCAGGCGCAGAGCGUCGCGCACGGCGCUUAUCAUAAGCUGCUGCCAUCGUAA
Molecule: messenger RNA, 501 nt
Organism: Closterium sp. NIES-65
Lineage: Eukaryota; Viridiplantae; Streptophyta; Zygnematophyceae; Desmidiales; Closteriaceae
Source: the annotation of a GenBank genome assembly